Messenger RNA from Fusarium odoratissimum NRRL 54006, 4639 nucleotides. Its product is annotated as eukaryotic translation initiation factor 3 subunit E. Gene Ontology annotation, cellular component: eukaryotic translation initiation factor 3 complex; cytoplasm; nucleus. The transcript has 2 exons. Bases 170 to 1489 code for a protein of 439 amino acids. Gene Ontology annotation, molecular function: translation initiation factor activity. NCBI's taxonomy places the organism in Eukaryota, Fungi, Ascomycota, Sordariomycetes, Hypocreales, Nectriaceae. The record is from RefSeq and is a predicted model, not a curated record. Gene Ontology annotation, biological process: translational initiation.
CACACCACGGAGUGGAUUGGCGAAAUUCACCAAAAAUCUGAGGUGUUCGUGCCCCUCCAUCAAACCCAUCAUCACGACCUUUGCGGCGAGUCACUUUUCUGCCCUGUCCGACCGAACCCUCGUCCGACCGAUUUUUAACGACUCCCUCUUCUCAAAGACAUCACCCAAUAUGGAGGACGUUCUCAACGCCGUCUCGGCCGACGGCUCGUCGAUCAUGCCCCGCCUUGCGCCGCACCUGAGCCGACACCUUCUCUUUCCUCUGAUCCAGUUCGAGAGUGAGAGAGCCGAGGAGCAGGGUCAGGAUGCCAAGGCAAAGGAGAUUCUCUCCGGAAAGAUUAAGCUCCUCGAGGACACAAACAUGACCGAUUACGUUGCGACUCUCUACUGCGAGCUCCACGGUGUAUCAGAGGCCCCCGAGCAGUACAACAAGAAGAGACAGGAGGUGCUUUCACAGCUGGAGAAUUACGAGCAAGCCACCGCCAAGAUCGCCGAUCUCUUGACCCAGGACGAGGUCGUCAACGGACUCCGAAGUGACAAGGUUGCCAACUUGGAGUUCCUCAAGAACCAGCACGGAGUCACCAUGGAAAUGGUCAACGCUCUCUAUGACUUCGGUCAGUUUCAGUUCCGAUGCGGGCAAUACGGUCCCGCUGCCGAUAUGCUCUACCAAUUCCGAGUCCUGUCCACCGAUAACGAUAAGGUCUCUGCUGCCACCUGGGGCAAGCUUGCCUCCGAGAUCCUCCAGACCAACUGGGAGUCUGCUGUCGACGAGCUCAAGAACGUUAGGGAAAACAUUGAUUCCAAGCUCUUCAAUAACCCCCGUGCCCAACUCGACCACCGAACGAUGUUGCUCCACUGGUCUCUUUUCCCCCUCUUCAACUGGGAGGGUGCUCGGGAACCUAUCUUGGACAUGUUCUUCUCCGCACCUUACAUCAACACCAUCCAGACCUCUUGCCCCUGGAUCCUGCGAUAUCUGAUCGCCGCCGUUAUCACCGGCCGUGGCCGUGCUCGCAACAGCUCCAUCCAACAAAAGCAGAUCAAGGACAUUAUCCGUUAUGUCCGACAAGAAGCUUAUGAGUACACCGACCCUAUCACACAGUUUGUCAACGCCCUCUACAUCGCCCACGACUUCGAGGCUGCCCGUGAGGCCCUCUCCAUGGCCGCUGAGGUCUGCCGCAGCGACUUCUUCCUUGCUUCUUCCGCCGAUGCAUUUGUCGAUGCUGCCCGACACCUCAUCUGUGAGAGCUACUGCAAGAUCUUCAGCCGAAUGAACAUCCGCGACCUUAGCGCCAAGCUCGGCCUGAACCCUGACGAUGGUGAGAAGUGGAUUGUCAACCUGAUCCGUGAGACUCGAUUGGACGCCAAGAUCGACAGCCAAGAUGGCACCGUUGUGAUGAACCACCCUCCCAACAACGUCUACCAGCAAGUUAUUGAGAAGACUAAGGGUGGUUUCUUCAGGACACAAGUCCUCAACGCUGCUGUUUCAAAGUAGAGACCAUAGCUAGUUGCGAAUGGUCUUUUUAUAUGAGUGUUUUCUUUUUUGCAACGGCUCAAAAGGGCCAAUGCAAUUCAAAGCGAGGGGCAAGAUACCUCGACCAGAGGGUUGCGCCCUCCGUUACCAGGAGGAACAAGAUAUGGCCCCUUUAGUUUAGAAGGAGGCUGAUCUUUGCAGAGGAUGAGCAGGAUAUAGCAAAGCAUAAGACGGGGAGACAAUGAUAGAGCAGCGAGGCAAAAAUGACAAACACGGGCCAAAUGGAAGAAGCGGCGGUUUUAGAGGCCCUGUAUAUCCCCGGUGAUGCGGUUUGCAUUGCAUGGCGUUCUCGGAAAAGGGAAGAGGCAAGGGGGAUAAUGGAAUUUAAGUUGAUUGUUGAAAUGAAAGCAAGCACUCCCAUCAGCUGGGAUGUAUUAUUUCUGUGAAGACCCUCAUAAACGGUUUAAAGCCAUGAAGCUCUCCUUAUUACGAGCUAGAUUUUUGUCUAUCGUUACUCUCGUAGCUCAUAACCACAUCUGGUCCUUUCCUCUACAAUGCCCUAUCCACAGUAUGCACUUUCAUAACUAUACUGGUCCAAAGCUGUACGUGCGUGUUGCCUCACUACAGCCAGUUGUCAAUGCUCGCCUUCACGACUUGCGAGCCAUACCAUGCCUUUCAGGUUCUCGAUGACACUGUCUCGCAUCCACCAAACACCCCCAUCCUCCACUGUAGCAUCUUGAUCAUCUUCCCGUUCGACUUCACGACGUACGUGUGACUCUGUGAUGGUCUCUUGACUGUCGAACAUGUUGGUACCUCGUAGUCGAUCACGUACAGAAGCCCAUUCGAACAGCAACCUGGCUCCCUCCAGACGCUCCCGAUCUGUGCCUUCGGCAAUGCCUUUCGCCAUCUCCAGUCUGGCAUCAACAGCACUGCCUGAGUGCUGAGUGUCAUCACCUCGCUCGAGCACUAUGGCUCGCUCGGCGUAACUAAUACCACGCAGACCUUCAAGUCCAAAGACCCAUUCCAGAGGGUCUUUACCCUUCUCAUCCCUACCAAGUGCCCGCAGGGUUGAAGCAAACGCUCCUUCGCGCGGUGGGCGCCUGCGGAGGUACAGGCUCUGGGUGUCUUGGAAAGCAGCUCUAACCUCUGGGUUAGAGAAGUCAAGCUCCACAUCCCAGAACUGGGGUCCACAUGUGGUUGAUAGACUAGCAAUCUGGUCUAUUGGUGGGAGGAUGCAAGGAGCCGUGCGAUUCAGAACCGGCUCAGUAGAGGUGUUCUUGCGCAUCCUGAUUUGGACAGGAACAGUGAUCGGUUGUCCAGUAAGAACAUCUUUUGUAACCAGACACCGCUGCUCUGUAGCUAGAACCCAGAAAUGGCGAAGAGCUUGGAGAUGGGAUCGAUUGUCCAUAACACUCGUAGGGAAAAUAGGGUAAAAUGCAACCAAUAGAGAAGCAAUAGCAAGGUUGCUGGUGCCAAAAGUUGCCGUCCCGCAUCCCAAGAACAAAGCGCCGAUCGCAAGAUGAGCCGCAAGAUGAGAACCAUAGGGCGUCUCAGGAUCAUCGCGACCAUGAAGUGCACGAAGACGACGUAGAACAGGAAUGUCACCUGUUCCGGCCAUGACAAUGGACGCAGAUAUGGCAACGAUGUCUUGACACAUGCGUGCAUUGGUCCGUGUUAGUUCUUCAUCAUAUGGUGGAGUACCAUUUGGAUGCAUGCUUGCAGUGGAUGGUAUCUGUGCAAUACGCAUGAACUGAUCCAGAUAAUAAAGUAGAAGAUCCCGAACUUUGGGAGAUGCGCUGCCAGAGAAGCGCAGUGCAAUAGAGAAGCAAAGACCAGCCACUAUGCUGUGGAAUGCCAUAUCAGUUGACUGCAGUUUUGUCGUUGACUGUAGCUUGAACUGAGAACGAUAAGGACGUGGUAGGUUCUUACGAAUCCAAGCAAAUGUCGGCUCAAUCUUGGACCACAUGAUCAGGUUCUUCGUCAAGGUCCGCAAGAGAAGAAUAUCAGGACGAAUGUAAUCAAAUUGCAAGACCGAGUUGGGUAUGUCGAUCUUACGCGCGACGAUCUGAUCUUCUGACUUCAUGUAAAUGAGAGCCAGGGCCAUGACAGCGCCAGCAGCUGCUCGAUCCAGAAUAUGAACUAUUUCAAUGUUCUUGGUUGUUGUAGCAUGAGAAAUGAGCUUCUCUGUGAGUCUCAUGUCAUGCAAUCCCUUAAGAUCAUUGCCUUUGCCCAGGUUGAUGAAUCCAAGAGCAAAUCCAGCCGCCAGUCGGUAGCAUUCGCUUCUCAGGGGCUCUUCUUCAUCCUCUUCGUCAAUAUGCUCAAUCUCAGAGAGCAUAAUUUCACUCAUUCGCCGAUGCUGACUGUUGGCAUAUAGCAAACCGAUGCCCAUUAUACCCGAAGUCUGCGUCAGAGGGGACAGAUUCAAUUCUGCUGCUCCACGAGGCAACAUCCUUGUGGCAUGAACGGAAAGUAGACGAGUAAUCAGCGAAUCCAUUGUGCCCAUGUAAGAUGCUGCCAGGCCCAGAAGUAACCCGAUGGAGGUCAUUGUAUGUUUUGGCGUCAGAUAUUUGAACGCAACCCAUUUUGCUACGUCUUUCAGAUGGCCGUUCAGGCCAAGGGCAAGUAGGAAACCAGCAUGUCGAUUGUUGAGAUCUUGGUCAGGUUUGUUGUAAAGAAUCCAUGAUGUGUCGAUACCUUGAGCCUGGGGAGAAAUGGCUAACCCAGCUGCGACACCCUGGUGAAAGAAGCCCCAGCAAACCUUCUCUUCUGAGAACUGUGAUUUGUCCACACCCACCGUGGUAUUUGUUGGUUUUACAAUGCAAUUGAGGUUAAAGCCACCAAUAUGAAAUUUCUGCGUGAUCAGAGGGUAGCGAAGACUGUAGUACAGCAAAGCCCGACCUGCAGGAAUUGCCAAAGUGCCUGUUGCAAUUCUUGUUACGAGCUCCUUUUGCUUCUCAAGAUAUUCGCUCUCUGGCCAGCCUGGAUGGGGAUCAAGUCGAACUAGUCUUGCCUUGUGGGUGGAAAGUAAAUCUUGAGCUUCGUUGAGGCGGCGAUCUUCUUUGAACAAGGAGCGAAUAAUGGCUUGACGUUCCGUUCCUUCACCUUCAUCGUAUCCGAUAUUGUUUGAUUCAUUGACACUCUGGCAAAGCAGUUUGUAGUCCCAAGUUGCAU